Molecule: messenger RNA, 306 nt
Organism: Ambispora gerdemannii
Lineage: Eukaryota; Fungi; Glomeromycota; Glomeromycetes; Archaeosporales; Ambisporaceae
Source: the annotation of a GenBank genome assembly
GGGAGAAUGUUAAAUUUCGAACGGAGCCGCGUAAGGAAGUGUUACGCGAUGGUAAACAUUCGAUUCUCGUAGAAAAAAACUUUGAAAUAAAAUAUGAGCUUGUGCGAAGCAAUGACGCAAUAAGGACAAAAAAAUUUAUUGAAAAGAGUCUCCUUCUUUUGUCAUUUAUUUCACUAGUCUCUUCAUUCAAUCCUGUCACUUUAACACCAAUUGGAUCAGAAAAUGUCACGGCACUCACCGUUAUUGGUAAUAAAUUCUUAUUUGUUGAUUCUGACAGUGGCGGUGAUGAGGACAAGGAUUGGAUUU